Molecule: messenger RNA, 279 nt
Organism: Paramecium tetraurelia
Lineage: Eukaryota; Ciliophora; Oligohymenophorea; Peniculida; Parameciidae
Exons: 2
Source: RefSeq, a predicted model, not a curated record
AUGAGUUAGAGUACAUUUGCUGCAUUUUUGUACUUCUUUGAAAUUCCUGCUUUAACUUGGUAAAGAGAGUCUUUUUAUACUCCAACUGAAUAGAGACCAAGAUGUUAUUAUAUGCCACUAUUUUAAAUUGAAUGGAUUAGUGAUAUCCCUUAGGUUUGGACUGUAUUCUAUGGACUUUGUGGAAGAAAGUAUUUUGAAAGGUAGCAUUUGGCUUAUGUAGACAGAAAUUAGAUUCAAUUCCAUUAGAUCUUAGAGGACGAGGAACACAUUGAUUUAUGA